Aspergillus mulundensis is the source of this 417-nucleotide messenger RNA. RefSeq lists its product as uncharacterized. The transcript has a single exon. Gene Ontology annotation, biological process: mitochondrial respiratory chain complex IV assembly. Gene Ontology annotation, cellular component: mitochondrial matrix. NCBI's taxonomy places the organism in Eukaryota, Fungi, Ascomycota, Eurotiomycetes, Eurotiales, Aspergillaceae. The record is from RefSeq and is a predicted model, not a curated record. Bases 1 to 417 code for a protein of 138 amino acids.
AUGCCGCCACAUCUCCAUCCCCGGUCGCGGUCGACAACCGGCCUUUUCGCGGGCACUCUACUGGCGUCACUUGUGGUUGUCGGUAUCCCACACGUCUUCCCUUGCCCGGCCCCGCGUACCACAUUCGCCGACUCUGAGAUGAUCAUCGGCCCCGACGGCCAGCAAAUCCAGAGGGUGCGAAGAAGACGACGGAAGGAUGCCGAGAUGUUAGCACAAGAAGGGAACAUGCUCCCGCAGAAACCCACAAACACUGCCGAUGAAGAAAUAGCGACGUUUCUGCAAUUGGAGGAGGAAGCGAAGCAGUACGCCAACAUUAGACACGAGUGUCCAGUACCAAAGCCUACUGGGGUCAUAGGGAGCCUGCUAGGUUUCCCUAAAGGGACAGACGCGCAAGUACCUGCGGGAGAGAGUCGAUAA